AUGGUCCGCCUCAAACACCGCUACCUCCUCCUCGACAUCCUAUACCCCGACCCCUCGUCGUGGCCCUCCACCGCCCCUCAGCGCAAACUUGCCUCGGCGCAAUCCCAGUCCCAAAUCCAGAUCCACGCGCCCACAUCCGAUGCGCUCACGCAGGGCCUCCUCGCCAAGAUGGUGCGCGAGGAAGUCGCCGAGAUCUUCGGCGACUGGGGGGUCGGUCGCCUGGGGAGUGGUCUGAGCGUCAAAUACCUUUCUCCCGCAACAUCAACAGCUAUCAUCCGCUGCCCGCGCGCAUCCUACCGUCUCGUCUGGACCGCCCUCACGUAUAUGUCCCGCGUCCCGGAGUACGGGAACCCGAGUCGAUCGAAAGGCGCCGGCCCGGCACUGACGAGACCGUGCGUGUUCCGUGUGAUCAGAGUCUCUGGGACGAUGCGCAAGGCCGAGGAGGAGGCGAUUCGGCGCGCGAGAAAGGAGAUCGUGCGGUUGAGAGAGGCCGAGGAGGUUGGGGUUUUGGGCGAUUUGGUGGGUGGGCUUGCGGAGGGGGGUGCCGGGGUUGUUGAGGAUGAAGGGGAUAAUGGGGAGGAGGUUGUGGAUGUGGAUAUGGAUAGUGAUGAUGAUGAUUGAUUCGGUGAA
Aspergillus steynii IBT 23096 is the source of this 630-nucleotide messenger RNA. Its product is annotated as Rpp14/Pop5 family protein. The coding region runs from base 1 to 621 and encodes 206 amino acids. Gene Ontology annotation, biological process: tRNA 5'-leader removal. The record is from RefSeq and is a predicted model, not a curated record. Lineage: Eukaryota; Fungi; Ascomycota; Eurotiomycetes; Eurotiales; Aspergillaceae. Gene Ontology annotation, cellular component: ribonuclease P complex. The transcript is spliced from 2 exons.